Molecule: messenger RNA, 705 nt
Organism: Eucalyptus grandis
Lineage: Eukaryota; Viridiplantae; Streptophyta; Magnoliopsida; Myrtales; Myrtaceae
Product: receptor-like protein 50
Exons: 2
Coding region: 1-705 (234 amino acids)
Molecular function (GO): protein binding
Source: RefSeq, a predicted model, not a curated record
AUGACUUUGUUUCGGUUGACUCCCUUUUCCCGCUUUCUUCCUCAACCUCUUCCUCUGAUGAACGGUUCGAUCGUCCCAUGGCUUCUUCUUGCGAUAUCCACGAUCUCAAUCUUCUCUGAUGUUGCUAUGGCUUCAGCGUCCUCCCAGUGUCUUGGCGUGGACCAGAGAUCGUUGUUGCUCGAGCUGAGAAACAGUCUCGUCUUCGACAGCUUUGUGUCGUCCAAGCUAGUACACUGGGACCAAGGCGCCGAUUCAUGGAGUGGCGUGACGUGCGAGGACGGCCUCGUGGUCGGUCUCGAUUUGAGCAAAGAGUCAAUCUCUAGUGGAAUUGAUGAUUCGUCGAGCCUCUUCAGGCUCGAGUUCCUUCAGAGCCUGAACUUGGCAUUCAACGACUUCAACUCCAUGAUGAUUCCAUUGGGCCUUGCAAAUCUCAGCCGCUUGGCAUAUCUCAACUUGUCCAAUGCUGGAUUCACUGGGCAUAUUCCUGGGGAGCUUUCACGCCUGACAAAGCUACGUACUCUUGAUCUCAGUUGGGCUUGGCUGAACCCUAAGAAGCCCAAUUUAAGGUCGAUGAUUGGGGAUUUAGGGGAGUUAAGGGAGUUGUACCUUGAUGGGGUUGAUGUGUUUGCUGAGGGAAGUGAUAAUGUAGAGACAGAUGAGCUUUUGUUUUAUUUUGAGGCAAUAGCUAGUUCGGAAUCAUCGUAG